Molecule: messenger RNA, 1275 nt
Organism: Triticum aestivum (bread wheat)
Lineage: Eukaryota; Viridiplantae; Streptophyta; Magnoliopsida; Poales; Poaceae
Product: replication protein A 32 kDa subunit A
Exons: 10
Coding region: 168-1001 (277 amino acids)
Biological process (GO): nucleotide-excision repair; double-strand break repair via homologous recombination; DNA replication
Cellular component (GO): chromosome, telomeric region; DNA replication factor A complex; site of double-strand break
Molecular function (GO): single-stranded DNA binding
Source: RefSeq, a predicted model, not a curated record
GAAUCUCCCGCGCUCGCCCCCUCUUAUCCCCGUCUCCUCCGAUCCCGACCCCGACCCCGCCAGACGCCACCACCCGCCGCCGCCGCCGCCAGAAGAGAUCCGUCCAUCCGGCCAAGCCGAGAGCAGAGCAUAGCAGGGGAAGGAGACGGGAGAGAGGACCCGCAGCCAUGAUGUUCUCCAGCCAGGUCGACGCCUUCUCGCCGUCGCAGUUCACCCCGUCGCAGAACGCCGCCGCCGACUCCACCCCCAACAAGUUCCGGGGCGCGUCGGGUACGAUGCCGCUGACGGUGAAGCAGAUCGCGGACGCGCAGCUGGCCGGCACCGGCGAGAAGGGCGCGCCCUUCGUCGUCGACGGCGUCGAGACGGCCAACGUCAGGCUCGUGGGGAUGGUGAGCGGCAAGGCGGAGCGGAACACGGACGUCUCCUUCACGCUCGACGACGGCACCGGCCGCAUCGACUUCAUCAGAUGGGUGAAUGAUGCUGCAGAUUCUGCUGAAACUGCUGCCAUUCAGAAUGGUAUGUACGUCGCUGUCAUCGGUAGCCUCAAGGGAGUUCAGGACAAGAAGCGUGCUACUGCUUUUGCAGUCAGACCUAUAACUGAUUACAACGAGGUCACGCUGCAUUUCAUUCAGUGUGUACGGAUGCAUAUAGAGAACACAAAAUCAAAGGUUGGCAGUCCUGCACACACCAAUUCUUCUGUGGGAACCCCAUUCUCCAACAGAUUGAGCGAAGCAGCCACUCCACCCUCUGUGAAGUCCAACCCGGCACCAGUGACCAGCGGAACAAAUGGAUCCGAGACUGAUUUUUACACGCAGGUGCUGAAUGUCUUCCGCGAACCAGCAAACAUUGAGAGUGACCAUGGUGUGCAUGUGGAUGACAUUGCCAAGCGGUUCAGACUACCAGCACUCAAGAUCAAGGAGGCUAUCGACUACCACGUUGACGUCGGGCACAUCUACUCGACCAUUGAUGAUUUCCACUACAAGUCAGCGUUCGUCGACUGAGUCUGUAACCGAGUGCCGUCGUCACUCGCUAGCAUCUGUCCUUAGAUGUGCUGUUUAGGUAGCCUCCCAAAGGAAGCAUCUUCUCGCUGGAGUUUGAGAGACAUGACUCACUGUUGGCCUGAGAGGAUGCUCCAGGGGCAUGUAUUACUUUAAAUUCCUGUUGAUCAGAGGCGUAUGAGCCUUGAUGCGAUGAGAGUCUCGUCUUGUGAAAUUAUGGUUAGCGUCUCUCAUGUUCUGCUCUGAGUGUGAUAUGGUGGGAUGGAUUUACAUUUUA